AAAGAGUGGGUUUUCUUGCCACACAAAACAGUUCCCGGAAAAGUGAUUCAUAAAGAAAUCAUCAUCAUUUGAGGUUAUGUUUCCAUUCAAUUUUCUCAUUCAUCCCUAGCAACCCUGGAAAGCCUCUGUAAGCACAUCUGUUACAUUAAUCCCCUUUCCAACUCACUGUUUCCUCGGUUUUUUAUCAUUAGAGCACUUUCUGGUCGCUUUAAGUGGGCGUAAACGACGUGAAUCGAUCCCAAAAUGACACUUUCAUGAAUAGUGCGCAGCUGGAAAAUUCACCAAAUCUCUGCUGGAAGAGCACAAAUUUGCAUUUCUCUCACGAACCAGCGAUGACUUUAUUGAGUAAAAUGCUUUUCUUUUAGAUAUAACACACUUCUCAACGCCUCAAUCUACUACAGGGCGCCGCAAAUGCUGUAACAAUUACACAAUACGAUGCUGAACUUUUGGCACCAUUGUCGGCGUGCCCGCAAUUGAAAAACCAAUUUUCUCGUCAAAUAAAGUCACUUACCACCACAAAAAACUAAAUAUUCUCUUACACCACAGUGCAGCAAAGCAUUUUCAAUUGGAUUUACUCGGUUUUUGCGCCUUCUAGGGGUCUUUUCUGAGCGAAAUCUGCGAAACACUUGUCUGAAGGCUUUUGCGAAAAAGACAAAAUGGCUACUGCUUGACAGCGCCGCCUCGGGGGGAGCGCGAUAAGACUGAACGAAGGACAUUUUCUUCGUCAAAUCGGGACGUUUGUUGUUUGCGUGCGGUGUGCGUGCGAAGAGUGAGCUUCUUCACAGGCGUUUCUCACUGUGAAAAUCAAGCAGUGGACUCGAGAAGGGCAUCAAAUCGUGAAAUUCAGCGGGUACUUGAGUCGCGGACGGUGGAGGAUUAUUGCUAAAGCGGGUGUGAGGGGGUGAAAAAGACAAGAGAUUCCCAGAAUGACAACAAUGGCGGCGACUCCAAACCAGAAGACCGGCACUGGAUGGCCGCGGAGGAAUAGCCAGGGAAACGCCGCACAGCCGGCGACUCCGGAGGCGCAGCAGCCGAAAUUGGCUCUCAAUCAAUCUGUUACGAUCAACAGAACCAUUAAUUUAUAUCCCCUGACCAACUACACAUUCGGCACGAAGGAGCCGCUGUUCGAGAAGGACCCCUCGGUGCCGGCCAGGUUCCAGCGGAUGCGCGACGAGUUCGACCGCAUCGGCAUGAGGCGAUCCGUGGAGGGCGUUUUGCUGGUGCAUGAGCACGGAUUGCCGCACGUUCUGCUGCUUCAGUUGGGCACGACGUUCUUCAAGCUGCCCGGCGGCGAGCUGAACGCCGGCGAGGACGAGGUGGACGGCCUCAAGAGACUCCUCACUGAAACACUCGGCCGGCAGGAUGGCGUGAAGCAGGAGUGGAUCGUGGAGGACACCAUCGGCAACUGGUGGAGGCCAAACUUCGAACCGCCUCAGUAUCCAUAUAUUCCGCCCCAUAUCACCAAACCCAAGGAACACAAACGUUUGUUUCUCGUGCAACUCCACGAAAAGGCCGUGUUUGCCGUGCCGAAGAACUACAAGCUAGUUGCAGCCCCGCUCUUUGAGCUGUACGACAAUUCGCAGGGCUACGGACCGAUAAUCUCGUCACUGCCGCAGGCGCUGUGCAGGUUCAACUUCAUCUACAUGGCCAAUUGACUAGGACUGGGCGCUCCCGAUGGCGCAGAUCCGGAGGGCUGAUGAGAGCAGACGCUGAAGGUUCAAUAAAAGGCAUUUUGUGUGCCACUGCAA
Molecule: messenger RNA, 1748 nt
Organism: Phlebotomus argentipes
Lineage: Eukaryota; Metazoa; Arthropoda; Insecta; Diptera; Psychodidae
Gene: Cpsf5
Product: cleavage and polyadenylation specificity factor subunit 5
Exons: 5
Coding region: 927-1655 (242 amino acids)
Cellular component (GO): mRNA cleavage factor complex
Molecular function (GO): mRNA binding
Source: RefSeq, a predicted model, not a curated record